CGGCGGCAGCCACUUGAAGCGCACUGCAGCGGUAUAAACAGCAAGUGUACGACGAGUGGCGUGGCGCGCGCUAGAACGUCCCCCAACUCGCUCUCGCGGGCCACUAUCAUAACGGCAACUGUGGCAGCAGCGGCUGAAUUGCCACCAGUCCCCUCCGCCUCCGCCCCCUCAUCAGGGGGCCGCGAAGACAAGACGCGAAGACGAAGAGAAGCCCUAGGGCCGCUGCCGGGCAUGCGCGACGCCCCAGAAAUAUGGCGGAGGUGGCAGCGUGACUGUUGGUGGCGGCUGCGGCACCGCGCAGCUGACAGACGGGCGAGUUGGGUGCACGGCGUGCCGCGAGGCCGGGACUUCCUCGUGUUCGAAUAUUUUAAGUGGGACAACUACUUGAAAGAAACUGGGUCUGUAGCUGCUCCUUCACAGUGUUUCAGACAGUCUAAGAUUCCCCCUAGCAAUGAUUUCAAAGUGGGUAUGAAGUUGGAAGCUCAUGACCCCCGGAAUGUUACCUCUGUGUGUAUAGCUACAGUUAUUGGAAUCUCAGGUACUAGAUUAAGGCUGCGUCUUGAUGGAAGUGAUAACAAAAAUGAUUUCUGGAGGCUAGUGGAUUCCUCUGAUAUACAGCAAAUUGGAACGUGUGAAAAGAAAGGAGGAAUGCUUCAGCCUCCUUUGGGGUUCCAGAUGAAUGCAUCCUCUUGGCCAAUGUUCCUCCUAAGAACCCUAAAUGGAGCUGAAAUGGCACCUGCUAUAUUUUUUAAGAAGGAACCUCCAAAGCCUUCUCAAAACUUUUUAAAAGUUGGAAUGAAGCUAGAAGCAAUAGACAGAAAAAAUCCUUAUUUAAUAUGUCCUGCAACCAUUGGGGAUGUCAGAGGAGAUGAAGUUUUUAUAACCUUUGAUGGUUGGCGUGGAGCAUUUGAUUAUUGGUGUAAAUAUGAUUCUCGAGAUAUUUUUCCAGUUGGAUGGUGUGAUUUAACAGGGGAUGCACUACAACCACCAGGAAAUAGUGUUUCUAGCACAAAGAAUAAUACCAAAGCACAGACCUCUCCUUCCAAAGGAACUCGGAGCUCAAUGCAGUCUCCACCAAAAUCAGCUUCACCUGUUCCAACUGCCAAAGGCAGGAAACUCGGUCGGGCAAAACCACUGGCUCCAUCCGCUGUCCUUAGGAAAGUCCAGCCUCCUAAAAAUAUUCCGGUGGUUAAAAACAUUUCUCACAAAGAAAACCUCAAAAAAAGGAAAAGGGACUUAAAACCAGAAAGAAAAAAAAAAAACAUAGCAAUGCAACCUCCCUCUUUUUCUCCUAUUUCUGCAAAAAUCGACAAUGGCAAUCCUCCGAUAUACAAAGAGACACCUGAUAUCACUGGUACAUCAGCAGCUGUUAUUUCAACAGUUUGUGUCUAUGUUAACAAGCAUGGAAAUUCCGGGCCUCAUCUUGAUAAAAAGAAAAUUCAGCAACUUCUUGAUCACUUUGGACCAGGUCCUGUGAAUAUAGUACUUCAGCAGGCUGUCCAAGCUUGUGUAGAUUGUGCCUAUCAAUCAAAAAUUGUCUUUGGAUUCCUCAAGGCUGGGCAUCAUGCAGGAGAGAUUAUUACUGCUUCUUUUGAUGGGGAGAAACAUACCAUCAAUCUUCCUUCUGUGAAUAGUGCAUCUUUUGUUCUGCGCUUCUUGGAGAAACUCUGCCACAGCCUACAGUGUGAUAAUCUUUUCAGUAGCCAGCCCUUUAGUCCUUACAUGAGAAAUGCACAUAGUCCCAUUGAACAUGAUACAAACAAGCCAGCAGAAACCCUGCCAAAUGAAGAAACAUCCAAAGAGCACAGGUUUGCUGAGAAUUCAAUGGAUUCUGCACUUAAUUCAGUCACCCUGUCAAGUCCUAACAAUCAGAAUUCCACUGAAUAUUAUACCUCAGGGAACACAGCCUAUUUUAGGCAUUCUCUUCCUUCAGUAUCUGCUACCUCAAACACAGAACCAAAUCUACAUAAAUUAUCAAGUGCUACCGGGAACAGAAGUUUUUGUGAAGUUGCCAGAAAGAGAUUGCAACAGAGGAUUGAAGCUGCAAGUUCUACCACAGGACCUGAUCUCAGUGCACUAAAACAGGAAUCUUCCCAUCUCUUCAGCAAAGACCCUUCGACAUGGUCAAUUGAUGAAGUAAUGCGAUUUGUACAAGAAGCAGAUCCUCAGGCAUUAGCACCCCAUGCCGAACUCUUCAGGAAACAUGAAAUUGAUGGGAAGGCUCUUCUGUUAUUGAGGAGUGAUAUGAUAAUGAAGUAUAUGGGUUUGAAACUGGGCCCAGCAUUAAAACUGUGUUAUCAUAUAGAAAGACUUAAGAAAAGAAAGUUCUAGGCAGCAAAUGCAGUGAUAGUGCUGCAUUUUAAAUAGACAACCAGUCAGCUUCAAAAAGACAACUAUAUAUAAUAGGGCAGAAACUUUGCCUGAUCGAAUGGAUCAAAUAAUCUCACUCAGCUCACAAAUUUCCAGCAUGUUGGUUCUACUAAUCUAAUCAGAAAGAAAUAUCCUAAAUCAGCAUUGUUUUAUAGAUACUUCUUAAAUAUAGAAUUUAAUGUUAAAAGUUUCACAUUAUUGUAUUUAAUAACUUUUUAAAAUAUGCAGGGAAGAAGUAGUGCUAAGAGUAUUUAUAUGAAAAACUGAAAAAUACAUUCUCACUUCUUCAGCUUCAGUUGAUGCAUUUUCAUUCAGAACCAAAACAGCUGAAUUCCAAAGGAUCUUUAUUUUUUAUUUUUUAAAAAUCAAAUGUGGAAUUUUUUUGCAAAAUGGCUGAAUUUCUAUGCUGGGAUGAGUGAAGUAUUAUUUUUAAUUAAUUAAUUCUUUUAUUAUUAUAAUCACAUACAUAUAUUAUGUGAAGCAUAUUUCCAUAAAAACAAUAGCCAUAUACUUGUAAGUAUAUGUUGUGUGCAAAAAAAGCUAUCUUUUUACAAUUUUAAAUUAUGAAAAUGCAUUUUUACAGCAUGUUGACAAUUUAAGGAGAAAAUAAUUUCUUUUUUAAGAAGGAACUUCUUAUGGCUGAUAUGAGCAUCCAGCUCCCAAGUGAGCAAUAACUUUCACUUUGCUCACGACUAUAUAAGAAACAUUGUACUAAAAUUCCAUCUAAUAUAAAGAUAUAUUGUACAUAGUGUUCAAGUUUUUUUAAGAGUGCGUUUUAAAAGUAUUUUUGCACUGUGACAGAUGAUAAACUGCAGGUUUUUGUUUGUUUUGAAUCAUAAACAAAAUCUGCAUUAUACAUUUUCUCCCUAGUUUAUAGGUGUUAAUAUAUCAUAAAGCUGUGUCCUAAGACCAGUCACAUUUGUUCCAAUAAAACAUGGGGUCACAUAAUGUUGAGAUUCCCUAAUGAGGACCUGGUGAAGUGUGGAAAAUAACUGCCUAAACAGAUUUCCUUUUGCAUUCUAAAAUAUGAUUUUAUGUCAGCAGGAAGGAACACAAUGAAACACACCAUCUUGUGUAGGAUCCAGAAGGAUUUCAGCCUGUGUAAAGUUUCUAAUUAAUUGCAAAACUUUACCUUCAGUCACUUUCCACUGCAUGUGAAUGGCCUUUGCUGGAUGAAUAUAUCCUCAUACUGUUCAUUAAUGCCUGUCUGGUUUGUUUCUCAUUUUAUAGUGGGGGAUGGAGAGAAGGGGAAGGGAGGAGAAGAAAUAAUUAAUGGACAGAUACAUACAGGGCAACUUCUGGCACUAUGGAAUAUUUGGCACUAUGAAUUCUUAUGUGGCGCUGUGCCAUUUUAUUCUGGGAAAAUAUAUGGAAAAGAAUAGGAUGCCUCUCUAAUGUCUUUCAGAUAUAAAAAAAGUUAGUGACUUCUUUUAAGAAAGGAAUUGAAUUACACUUGGAUGUAUAAUUCAUCUGAAUCUUGGUGCUUUAUCUGCAACUUACAAAAAGUUUUGAUAAUAAAAUACUUUGCUGUCACUGCCAAUAUAAUAUGAGGGACAAUUUAUGUACUUUUGCUGAAUAGAGGAUCAGACAUUCUAUUUGUCCAAGUGUUGCUAGAUAAGAUAUAGAAAGGAAUGUAGUUUUUAUAUUUUUUACUGACUUUUUAUAUGAAAAAUAGUUAAAAUACACAUUUGUUGUUUAAAAAUGCCUUGUUUAUUAUAUUAGUGUAUUAAUAAUACACUGAUUACUCAGGUUUACCUAAAAAUGGCAAAAUUGCAAAUCUUUUUUGAAGCGAUGCAUUUCUUUAAAUUACUGAAGCUGAAUUUAAAUGAGAUCACUUUGGUGAUAUCCUAUUUUCUGAUGAACUUCUGGCAUUCAUAUUAUACUUUACUUCUCAUAAGACUGUACAACAUCUCCAAUAUAUAACUUUCUUUAACCAUUACAGUUAUUUAUAUAUGCUCAGGUAUGUGAUAUCUUUUAUAUCUUUUGAUGCCUAUUUCUCUCAGUCAAAGUUACAUAAACACACCUAUUUAUCUCAUUGUGAAAUGUGAUAGCUUGUAUUUGGCACAUAAUUGUGUUUGUAAUUUUUAAAGGUGACAUAUAUUACGCCAAUGAACUUCCACUGGUACCAUUGGAAUUUUUCUUGUUCUUCAUCUUGCAUCUAUAUGCUUCAUAAAUUUGUUCUAGAGAUUGCAGCAGAUUUGAAGGGUGUGUUGGCAAUGGGAGAAAAGUCAAAUUUGAUACUAAAUAAGACAUUUAGUAUAACUUAUUUCAGACACUGUUAAAGGAUAUUUCAAAAUUGUAUUCAAAUACCAAACAAUCUUACAAAAAUCUAGUUGUUUUCUGGAUUGCAGAUAAAAUGUCACAAAUGUUAUUCAAGUAAUUUUAUAUGUUAAAAGUGGUUAUAAAACAACACAAUAUUUUAGACCAUGAGGUUUCUCUUAUUCAUUUUGCUAAUAUGUCUUUGAAUAGUGCAAAUAAUGUAUACUACAUCAUGUAUACAAACUUACUUAUGAAACAAGAAUGCUACUGAAAUUUUAACUUUAUAUAUGACAUGAUACAAAUUAUGUUAGGUACAUUUUUCAUUAUUUUCAACUGGAUGUUCUCAUCUAAAGAAAAAUAAAAGUUGCUUGAUAUUUACUUGUCAAUUAUUUUUGUAAUGUAAUGUCUUAAAUCUGUAACUGACUAAUCUCAUUACCGUGUUUGGUAGCUACUAAUACAUCGAUUAAAAUAUACUUUAAUAUAAAA
Messenger RNA from Crotalus tigris (Tiger rattlesnake), 5115 nucleotides. It is a transcript of the gene SCML2, whose product is annotated as Scm polycomb group protein like 2. Gene Ontology annotation, molecular function: protein binding. The transcript has 12 exons. The coding region runs from base 232 to 2331 and encodes 699 amino acids. NCBI's taxonomy places the organism in Eukaryota, Metazoa, Chordata, Lepidosauria, Squamata, Viperidae. Gene Ontology annotation, cellular component: nucleus. The record is from RefSeq and is a predicted model, not a curated record. Gene Ontology annotation, biological process: regulation of DNA-templated transcription.